Messenger RNA from Stylophora pistillata, 2606 nucleotides. RefSeq names its product kynurenine--oxoglutarate transaminase 3. Lineage: Eukaryota; Metazoa; Cnidaria; Anthozoa; Scleractinia; Pocilloporidae. Gene Ontology annotation, molecular function: pyridoxal phosphate binding; L-kynurenine:2-oxoglutarate transaminase activity. The record is from RefSeq and is a predicted model, not a curated record. Gene Ontology annotation, cellular component: cytoplasm; mitochondrion. Gene Ontology annotation, biological process: biosynthetic process.
CGAUCGCGCGAGGAUGACCUUUAAAUUGCUUAUAUGCAGUAAAGUCGACGAGACGAGGCUUUUAUUCCAGAAGAAAUUUAAUGGAAGUAUCAUUAAGAUACAGUGUAACUAGCUUUUAUUUCAUUCGUAAGUUUAAGUCACAACGUUUUUGCUGACUCAAAAAGCUGCGCGCUGCAACGUGGACCCGCCAUUUUACCUUGAGGAAACUCUUAUCUCUAGGGGAUCUGGGUCCUAGCAACGUCUCGUGGAUGUCAGCAAUUCUUUGAUCAUCCAAGAUUUGCGAACUUUUUAUUAACCUGAGGCGAAUUAACUUUAGGGUCCUGAAGAGGAAAAUGAGCUCAAAAGACUUGUAUAAACCAGCAGACAGAAAUAUAGGAUUUGACAAGAAUGUGUGGGUUGAGUUUACUGCUCUAGCAAGAAACUAUAAAGCUGUCAACUUAGGACAGGGAUUCCCAGACAUGCCCCCUCCUCACUUUGUCAAAGAAGCCCUUGGGAGGGUGGCCACAAGUUCUGAUUUUGCCAUCAAUCAGUAUACUAGGAGUCAGGGUCAUCCAAGACUAGUUAAUGCCCUUGGAAAGCUUUACACUCAGUUAUUGAAGAGACAGAUUGAUCCUUUAUCUGAAUUUUUAGUCACAGGAGGAGCCUAUGAGUCGCUGUAUUGUUCAUUUCUGGGUUUAGUAGAUCCUGGUGAUGAGGUUAUCCUUAUUGAGCCAUAUUUUGACUGCUAUGUACCUCAAAUAUCAGUGGCUGGUGGAAUACCAAAGUUUGUUCCUCUGAGGGCUAAAGAAAAUGCUACCUCAACUAAGGACUGGAUUUUAGACAAAGAUGAGCUGGAGGCAGCAUUUAGUGAGAAAACCAGAGCUAUUGUCAUUAACACUCCACAUAAUCCUAUUGGCAAGGUGUUCAGUAAGGAGGAGUUGCAGGUAAUUGCUGAUUUUUGUAAGAAGUACAACGUCAUCUGUAUCAGUGAUGAAGUUUAUGAGUGGCUUGUCUAUGGUGGAGAACAGCACAUAAGGAUUGCCACACUCCCUGGCAUGUGGGAAAGGACAAUAACUAUUGGUAGUGCAGGGAAGACCUUUAGCGUCACUGGGUGGAAGCUUGGCUGGUCAAUUGGUCCUAAGGAAUUAAUUAAAAACUUGCAGACAACUCAAGCACAAAUCACUUAUACCUUGCCAACUCCCACACAGGAAGCCCUUGCCCAAGCCUUUGAACAUGAAAUUCCACUUAUUGACACAGAAAAGUCAUAUUUCACAGGACUCAGCACCAUGUUGGAGAGAAAACGUGAUGUGAUGGCUAAACUUCUGACUGAAGUUGGUUUUAAGCCAAUCAUUCCUCAAGGAGGUUACUUUAUGAUGGCUGACACAUCAGGAAUUGAUGUGAAUUUUGAUGAAUAUGAUAAAAGUGAUGACCCUCAUGACUACAAAUUUGUACGAUGGUUGACAAAAGAGAAGGGAAUUGCAGCUAUACCUCCAUCAGCAUUCUAUUCCCCUGAACAUAAAUACAUGGGAGCCAAAUACAUUCGAUUUUGCUUUAUAAAGGAGGACAGUACUUUAGAGAAUGGUGCAAAAAAGCUUAAAGAAUGGAAAGCUGAACUGGGGAAAUGAAAAUUAGAAGAAAGGUUUAAUAUAAAGUAGUUGUCAUUUCUUCUCUUGAAUCAUAAAAAAUUGACGAUUUAUUAUGUACAUGUACCCAGAAAAUUAUAGGAAGUCUUCAUAUUAUCAUACUUACAUGUUUCAAAUGGUACUAAUGUAGGGGUAGGGUUUUAUAAAGAACCUUUCAAAAAAUAUAUUUUUUAGGCAUAAAACUGAGGAGAUUCUUUUGCCAUGAGACUAAUAAACAAAUUAAAAUGUUGAAUAUGGGUGGUAGGAAUAGAUUGUCAAGUUCAUAGGUGCUGCUUCUUGUUAUUAAUUUAUUGAGGUAAGUCAGAGAAUUCUGAGAUAUCUCUGACAUUGUAGGUCAUAUGCAGUGGCCAAAAGGAGGUCAGUUGAAAAAUAAACUCAUACUUUUCUAAACAGUGAGUUUGAAUUUACUUAAAAUUCAUUAGUUGGGGAACUAUGAACCACACACAAGGCAGUGUUUGAACCCAAUGAACAGGAAUCCUCAUUUACUUGAAAAGAAAAACAAUAUUUUGCCAUAUAAAAAAUCUCUUGGUUAGAAUUAAUUUAAUUUCAAACAACUUGGUGUGAAUCUUAAUAAUAAUAAUACUUUAUUCAAUCAAAUCAAAACAAAAAAUAAUAAUUUGAAAGAAAGGGAGACACCAGAGGUUAGCCCUAUCGAGGGUGUUUCCAAAAUAAUCAUCUAGUUAAACAUCUAUUUGAAUAUAUAAAAUAUGGGAACAUUAAGUUGCGAUUUAACUAUAUACAAUACUUACUAUAAAAACUAUUUACAAUAUUAUUUAAAAAGGUAAUUCUUGACUUUGGUCUUAAAUGUUCAUAGAGAUUCUGCUUCAGCUACGUCUUUAGGUAGUUUAUUCCACAGGUUUACGAUUCUGACAAAGAAUGAGUACUUGUAACAAUUUAAUCUAGCUGAUUUGACUUUCAAUUUGUAACAAUGAUGAGAGCAGAGAGGAUGAAAGGCACUAGCAUAAGUAAAAAAAGAAGGAUUUA